Molecule: messenger RNA, 1797 nt
Organism: Populus euphratica (Euphrates poplar)
Lineage: Eukaryota; Viridiplantae; Streptophyta; Magnoliopsida; Malpighiales; Salicaceae
Exons: 7
Coding region: 139-1356 (405 amino acids)
Source: RefSeq, a predicted model, not a curated record
GCCAGCCUCACCAUUUCUAUUCUCUAUCAAAAUAUCCCCUCAUAUAAUCUUUAAAAAAAAUAAAAAAAUCAGCAUGCUUACAAAAUUUUGACCUAAUUUAAUUUUCUCUGCUUUAAAAUUUUAAUUAUUCCAAUUUCCAUGGCGUCCUCCUCGUUUGUAGAAAUUGAGCGGUUCCAUUUGAUACCAGUACUGUCAGUAACUUGCCCAUGCCACCGCCCUCUAUUAUCUAAAAAUUCCCUAAUUCUCAAUCGAAAGAAACUCAAUUUCGAUCUCCUCUUAAAUGGAUCCAAAACCGCAGUUCCGGUUCACGCUAAGAGGGCGACGGCGAAGCGGUGGUUAAUUACGUCCGUGGCCAGAGCUGAGGCUGAUAGCGUCGACGAAGACAGCGGCAAAGAGGAAGUUGAGAAAGAUCAAAUUUCACCUGCAAAGGAGCAUUCUGUUUCACAACUUCAACAAAAAGCAAGUCAACUGAAGAAAAGAAUCAUUUUUGGACUUGGGAUUGGGAUUUCUGCUGGAGGCAUAGUAUUAGCUGGAGGAUGGGUUUUCACUGUAGCUUUAGCUGCCGUUGUAUUUGUUGGUGCGCGUGAGUACUUUGAAUUGGUUAGAAGUCGUGGAAUCACUGCAGGAAUGACUCCACCUCCUCGAUAUGUGUCACGAGUUUGCUCUGUUAUUUGUGCUUUCAUGCCUGUUCUUACAUUGUAUUUUGGUCAGAUUGAUAUUCCAGUGACAUUUGCUGCUUUUGUUGUGGCAAUGGCAUUGCUUCUACAGAGAGGGAAUCCUCGUUUUUCUCAGCUUAGUAGUACUAUAUUUGGGCUAUUUUAUUGUGGAUAUCUUCCUUGUUUCUGGGUGAAGCUUCGAUGUGGUUUAGCAGCCCCUGCCUUGAACACAAGAAUAGGAACAACAUGGCCUGUUCUUCUUGGAGGACAAGCUCAUUGGACUGUGGGUCUUGUAGCAACCUUGAUUUCUAUGAGCAGCAUCAUUGCAGCCGAUACAUAUGCUUUUAUAGGAGGCAAGGCAUUUGGCAGGACACUCCUAACUAGAAUUAGUCCAAAGAAGACAUGGGAAGGAACAAUUGUAGGCUUGGGUGGCUGUAUAGUCACUUCGGUGGUACUGUCAAAGUUUUUUUGCUGGCCAACAUCCUUGCUAAGUGCAAUUGCUUUUGGGUUUCUAAAUUUCUUCGGAUCUAUUUUUGGUGAUCUCACGGAGUCAAUGAUCAAACGUGAUGCAGGAGUCAAGGACUCUGGCUCAUUAAUACCUGGACAUGGUGGGAUACUGGACAGAUCAGACAGUUACAUUUUCACUGGUGCACUUGCGUACUCCUUUGUUAAAACCUUCCUGCCACUUUAUGGAGUUUGAGAUAAUUUUUUAUCAACACAAGAGAAGAGAACAGAGCCAAAGCUUUUUAGGUUUUCUUAACUCCAGAAAUCCAGGAGCAUGAAGAAGCCCGUACAUGAAAGUAGGAAUUUGUGAGGGGCAGAUGAAAAUUAUUUUUGUUCUGGAAACCUCGGAGAAGGAUGAUGAGGCUAAACUUGCAACUCUACCAGGUCUCUUCAACAUUUCUCCCUGGAAACCCUUGCAAGAGAAUGCUUUUCUUAUAUACUAAUGUUUCAAUUUUCCCUGUACUUCACUGUUUAUUCAUACAUUGCGUACCUCUGCAUUACCAAGGAUUUAUGUUGAUCUCUAGGAUAGAGCUGCCUUCCUCUGGGAAUUACAUUCCCCAUUGAUUUCAUGCAAGGCAGCCCUCACCAGAGUUGAUGCAAGUAUUUCUGAGCAAUAAUGAAGUUCAUAGUUCAUUCA